Messenger RNA from Physella acuta, 2828 nucleotides. RefSeq lists its product as uncharacterized. The record is from RefSeq and is a predicted model, not a curated record. Lineage: Eukaryota; Metazoa; Mollusca; Gastropoda; Physidae.
AAACUAUGCGUGUCAAGACUAAAACGGCAACCCACAACACAUAACAGGAGUAUUACAAGCAACAAUAACAUCAGUCGUAGCAAUCGUCGUUUGAAAUACACUAAGAGUAUUACACGCAACAUCGAAAGUAACACUCGCAGUUUGCAAUACUAAACCUUGGAUUACAUCGUGCAAAAGUUGCUUUAAAACAAAAAUGUUGACCGCUAUGACGUCACGUGAGAUUGUCCUCCUGGCAUUGGUGUUCGUCGCUUGGACGAUGACGUCAUUCAUAUGCCACGAGAGCGGGAAGACUUUCCUGGCACUGUCCGGUACGUUCCUGGCAGAUGUCAAUGUGCUAGGGGGUGCCGCGUCCAACAUUGUGUUAGCAGUUGUCCUGACCGCCUCACAGUGUUUGGUUUGUUACGGCACCGUCAACCUGAAGUCACUGACCAGCUCGCCUCUCAGGCUAGUGCUAGUGACGUCACACGUGCUGGCCACUCUGGCCACUAACUACAGCAUGACCUACAUAGAGGCCGCCUCGACCCAAGCCAUCAAAUUAACGGAACCUGUUACCAUGGCAAUAGGCCAGCACCUGUACUUCAAAACACCUGCCACGGCCCACACCCUCGUCAGCAUACCUGUGAUCAUAUCAGGUGCACUAUUGUUCUCAGGUAAGUCCCUGGCGGACGCGACAGAAAUCUGCGGCAUAUUCCUCGCCUUCUCCUCCAACAUCAUCCUGACGGCGCGCAACAUCGGCCUUAAGUCCGGCCAGACCGCAGCGGCCAAGUCCCAGCUCACGCUGAGGUCGGCCUGGUGCAUCUCGCUGCUGUUGCUGUGUCUGAGCGCCGUGAUGCUGGUGGUCAUGGUGCUGGACGGGCAGCACAGUCUGCCCGCCCCGACCCUCAGGAUUGUCGGCUGUCUGUUCGCGUCCAGCGUGUUUCAUGUGGUGUACUCGUACAUUUCUACCAACGUUGUUCUCAAGGUGAUGAACGUGGUGAGCCACUCUAUUGCCAACAUCUUCAAACGUCUGCUGGUCGUGCUGCUCCUGUACGCCGUGGGCAAGCGUCAGGCGUCAGGCUGGAACCUCCUGGGUCUGGCUGUGGCCACGGUGGGGCUGUACAUCUACGUCAGGGGCAAACACACGGCAAGCAGCGACACGCAGUCACACGCGGACGUCAAGGGAGACGGGACUCAGUCGUGGUUCUCCUCAGCCAAAUACCAGCGUAGUUUUGGACUUCUGCUCAGCUGUCUCGCCCUGUUGUCCUUCACCUCAGUCAUCAACAGCACUAACAACAUCCUCUUCCAUCCCAACUCCUACCUCACCUCCAACUUCACCAUUUAUAAUCGUGACCUCACGUUUUUGAAGCAGUUCAUGAACAACCCGUCGUACACGCCGAAAUCUGAAAACAUGGAGUUUUUAUCCUGGAGUCUAGUCGAUCACCCUUUUGAAACAGAUUUAAGAGCGAAAGAAUUGACAACAAAUCUAGAAAUUGUCGCUGAAGCGCAGAGAAUUCUAUUUAAUCUUCUCAGCGAUUUGAUUGGUCCGGCCAGGCACGUGAUGCUGAUGGAGAUAGCGACGUACCAAAACAAGGGCGACCCGGCUAUCACGGCAGGGGAAGUGAUGCUGCUGAGGAAAUUGAACAAGACGAUCGUGUACUACUGCGAGACUUGGAAGUGCGAUAAACCCCAGCAUCUAGAGCAAGCGGUCAAUAUCGGUAACAAUUACUCCGCGGAUGACUUGGUGAUAUUAAUGCAGGGCGGGGGUAACCUGGUGGGGUAUGAUUUUGUCGACCGCAUCAGGAAAAAUAUAAUGGACGCUUUUCCAAAACACCGGCAGAUCCUUCUCUCGCAGAGUAUUUGGCUGAACGGCAGAAACAACAAAAGUCUUGAAUUAUGUAAAGAAAUUUACUCGAACCGUUCCAAUCUUGUCAUGUUCUUGCGCGACCGACAGUCUCUUGAAAUCGCCCGGGCAAAUUUUCACGGCGUCAAACAUAUCCUGGCACCGGACAUGGCGUUCGGGAUGGGGAUGGUCCCGCGUCAGAUGCCUCCGUUCUACGACGUCAUCUGGCUCAAGCGAGGCGACGGCGAAUCGUCUAAAUAUGAACUUCCGGAAUUCCCCGCGGGGAUUUCCGUUCACGUCUCUGACUGGAUCAAGGAGUGGGUCUCAAACGUUGGGACCCGGGAUAUGGAGACCUCCUUGCUCAUCGCGACCGCCGGGUUUCAGUUUCUGCAAAGGGGGCGUGUCGUCAUCACGGACCGCCUCCACGGGCACAUCCUGUCCACGAUGAUGAGUAUCCCGCACGUGUUGAUUGACAACCCGCCCUUCUUCAAGCUGUCGUCCUUCGACCGCUCCUGGACCCGGAGUUUAAGCAACGCUGUCAAGGUCAGCAAUGGCACCCUGGCGCUAGAGGCGGCCAUCGGCCUGUUGAGACAGUACAAUGCCAGUCUGCCGCAGGUCGGACCCAGAGACAUGAACAGGUUUCAGAUGGUUAAAGUAUAGGGUUCUAGGUUUGGGCGAGUUACUUCCUACAAUAAGGCAUUAAGCUUGAGGUAGAGGUCAUAACGUUAGGUCUUGUAAGCAUGGUGUAUCGGCCCUUAAUUGCAGGUCUUGUAGGCUUGGUAUAUCAGCCUUAAAGUUAGGUCUUGUCUUGUAAGCAUAGUGUAUCGUGCCAAAGUUAAGUCUUGUAAGCAUGAUGUAUUGGCCUUAAAGUUACGUCUUGUAAGCAAGAAGUAUCGGUCUUAAAGUUAGUCCUUGUGAUCUUGGCGUAUAAACCCUAAAGUCAGACUUCCAUAACAUAAGGCCCUGAAUCUGAAGAACGUUCACAGGAAACAAAUUAUUACGUUUUUUA